Messenger RNA from Prosopis cineraria, 1075 nucleotides. RefSeq names its product psbP domain-containing protein 5, chloroplastic. The transcript has 11 exons. The record is from RefSeq and is a predicted model, not a curated record. Bases 60 to 944 code for a protein of 294 amino acids. Lineage: Eukaryota; Viridiplantae; Streptophyta; Magnoliopsida; Fabales; Fabaceae.
CAUGCGCAGUGGCACAAGUAAAAAGGCAAAGAGGCAUAGCUAGCAGCAGCAACACUGCAAUGGCUUUAGCUAUUCACUCGGCGGGCCUUUGUCUCUUCGCCCCCACUGGUAAUAGUAACACCAAUCUCUUCCUUUUCAGAAACUGUAGCAGGAUAAUUCUAACCCAGAAGAAAUGCAAACGAGAAAUUUCAUGUUGUUCUCUAGACCCCUUUCCACAAAGGAGGAUUUACAGAAGGGAUUUGGCUUUGGUGGUGUUGGGCCUCUCUUCGGUGUCUAUAACUUUGCCAUUUUCUGCGACUCUUGCUGAUGAAGAACUGAAAAUGGCUUCGUUCGUGGAUGAAAUAAAUGCUUAUUCUUAUUUGUUCCCUGUGGAGUUGCCAUCUAAGAAGUUUCUCUUCAAAUGGGUAGAAUCCAGAAAGCCAGAACGAUAUUCAUCAGCUGCACCACUUUCUCCUGAUGCUCGCUUGCGCAUUGUGUCUGAGCGUGUUGAUAUUAUCGAUAAUCUCAUAAUCUCUGUUACGAUUGGUCCACCAAAUUCAAAGAUCAUAAAAUCAAAGGAUAAGAGUAUGUGGACUGCAAAAGAUGUUGCUGAUUCAGUUUUGUCUGACAAGUCCGCGCUGCGAGUCACCUCAAGCCAGCGCUUAGCUGAGAGUUCAGUUCUUGAUACACGUACUAGUGAAAUUGAUGGUGAGCAUUAUUGGUAUUAUGAAUACCUUGUUCGGAAAUCACCAACAAAGCUAGCCCAAGAAUCAAGUAUCUAUCGGCACUAUCUUUCAUCAACAGCUGAAAGAGAUGGUUAUCUGUAUUCUUUGAGUGCUUCAACCCUCAGCACACAGUGGAAAAAAAUGGGACCUUUCCUUGAAAAAGCAGUGAAUUCUUUCCGUCUAGUCAGUCCUACAGAAGAUUAUGUUCCUCCAUACAAAGAUCCAUGGAGAUUUUGGUAAACACCCCAAAUUUUGUUGAUUUUUUAGGCUAUCAUAAUCUCUUUUUGCCCUGAUUAAUGCAAAAAUGAGUAUUGUAUCAUAUUCUUUGGGUUCCCACAUGUAAAGAUUCUUCAGUUUCAUCGUUCCCACUA